Arachis duranensis is the source of this 1707-nucleotide messenger RNA. RefSeq lists its product as uncharacterized. The record is from RefSeq and is a predicted model, not a curated record. The coding region runs from base 1 to 1707 and encodes 568 amino acids. Lineage: Eukaryota; Viridiplantae; Streptophyta; Magnoliopsida; Fabales; Fabaceae. The transcript has 3 exons.
AUGGCGGACAACUCACCAAAAGAUGGACAUACAGCGUCUGAUUCCGAGCAAGAAAAUUCAGAUACCGGAAACAAUGACGCAGACCUGACCCUUAAUCAAGGAACCAGCGACCAGCAUAAAGAAGGCACCUCUGGGCUCAAAAACCCAAAGGCAAAUUCCUCGGAAGGACGAGAGUCCGGAAAGGAAGGGCCACCCCAUGCAACCGAGCUAAUGGGGCUGGUCCACGGCCACCAAGGUCGUUUGGAGCAACUGGAACAGGAACUAGAACGACAACGAGAGGCAGAGCGAAACCUCAGGGAGGAAAUAGAACGACGAAAAGAGUUGGAAGAAAAACUCACAAAGCUUGAAUCCUCCCUUAAAGCCCGAGACUCCCGCGGCAACCGAGAAGAGUCGCCCUUGGGAGGAGAGGACCCGUUUAGCGAGGACAUAAUGAGGGCUUUUCCGACCACCCUGUCAAAAAUGGCGAUGAAGUGGUUUGAUAGCCUCCUUCCAAGGUCGGUUACCAGCUUUAAGGACCUCUCAAGAAAAUUCCUGAUGCGAUUCUCCAUCCAGAAGGAUAAGGUAAAACACGCACCGAGCCUCCUGGGAGUUAAACAGGAGGUCGGGGAACCUCUGCGUGAUUACAUGGAAAAGUUCAACAAAGCGUGUUUGGAAAUUCAAGAUCUGCCUACAGAGGUAGUUAACAUGGGAUUAGUAAAUGGACUUAGGGAAGGACCCUUCUCACAGUUCAUAUCAAAAAAGCACCCGACCUCUUUGAGUGAUGUACAGGAGAGAGUGGAAAAGUACAUCAACAUGGAGGAAAAUGCCAGAUUGAGAGAGUCGAGUUGGCGAUCUGGGCACCCUCCCUCGAUAAAAGAAAGGGAGAUGGAGCCCAAGAAGAAAGAAGACCUCGGUCUCGACAGACCUAGGAAAUAUCACUCUUAUACUCCUCUAAAGGUUUCUAUAGUGGACGUAUACAGAGAAAUUUGCAAUACUGAAAGGCUGCCGCCUCCUAGGCCCAUUAAAAAUAAAAAAGGGGGGAGUCGCAACGAUUACUGCGAGUACCAUAAAAUAUAUGAAAAGUUGGCCAGAGAAGGCCGACUUGAUAGAUAUCUCAUGGAAAGGUCGGACAAUCAUGGGAAGAGAAAGCGAGAUGACGCAGAUAGAAGAGACCCACCACCGCAGACUCCGGAGAGACAUAUACAUAUGAUCUCAGGUGGAUUCGCGGGAGGGGGACUCACCAAGUCCUCUCACAAGAGACACCUCAAGCGAGUCUACCAGGUCGGGAGCGAAUCGCCCGACCUUCCUACCAUCUCAUUUACAAAGGAGGAUGGGCAAGGAGUAAUCCCUGAACACGACGAUCCAGUGGUGAUAACCAUGAUCCUGGCCAAUGCCCAUCUCCACAGAACUCAAGUAGAUCAAGGAAGCUCGGCGGACAUCCUUUUCAAACCCGCGUUUGACAAGUUAGGGUUGGACGAGAGGGAGCUAAGAGCCUACCCCGACACCUUAUACGGGCUAGGCGACACGCCAAUAAAGCCACUGGGAUUCUUAUCCCUUCAUACUACCUUUGGAAAGGGGGAAAAAUCCAAAACUCUGAGUAUAGACUUCAUAGUCAUUGACAUGGGGUCAGCAUAUAAUGCCCUAAUUGGAAGAGCUACCCUUAAUCAACUCGGAGCGGUGGUAUCCACCCCCUAUCUCUGCAUGAAAUUCCCGACAACAGCGGGGUAG